This is a messenger RNA of Cylicocyclus nassatus, 2393 nucleotides long. The record is from the annotation of a GenBank genome assembly. Lineage: Eukaryota; Metazoa; Nematoda; Chromadorea; Rhabditida; Strongylidae.
GGCAGUGUUCCUUGUCCAUAUAUAGAAAUACCGGUCAACAUCGUCACAGCCACUCAUACGCACAUCACAGUGCUCAGAUGCUGAUGCUGCCGUCGCCGGUUCUGACGUUGUACUUUCUACAAAUAAUCUUCCUAUGUGAUGCUGCAUUUACGCGACACAGAAGACCUUUCUUAGGAUCUAGAGGGAGGCUGCUUGGAGGAAGUCAUAGCCGAGUUUUCAACGGUCAUCGAGGAAAUUUUGGCAGAAGCGUGAACGGAGGAAUUUCAAGGGGUACUCAGCCUUUGCACGGAGGACCUCAAAAAAUUCCGCCCCGCGGAGAGAUGGGAAGAAGAUUUCACCCACGCUAUCAAGAAGCUAUGAAAAGCCAUGGCUACGAUUUAGGACGUUACCGUGGAGGGAGUUCUCGAGAAUGGAGCCAGCACCGCCAAGAACUAGACUACCGGGAAACUUCUCAUAACCCAAGUUACCGAGGGGGUCUAGACCAUAAGUGGGAUCGAGGCAACGGCCGUAAUUAUGAUCCACGUUACCGUCAAAGCCAAACUCGUAACGGGGGUCAAAUCGAGAGUCGUAGCACUGCAAGAGGCUUCAGUAGAGGCUCUGUAGGAGUGGGUUAUCGAGGAAAUCUUUACAACAACUUCUUUGCAAACCCUCUAAGGAACGGUUAUUGGUCAAGAUAUGGAAGAUACUAUAGACCAGGCUUCUUUGGAAGCCGUUAUAGAACAGGCUACGGCGGAUUUUAUCAUCCUGGAUUAGGGUUAAACCCUGAAAUCGACGAAAACAGAUCAAGCUCUGAAAUCAACACAGGAAGAGAUCCUUCAGCUCGAAAUACGGGGCGUAACCUGGAGCAAUCUUCUUUGCAAGGAAGCGACCGGUUCUUCUCAGGCAAUGCCGGAGAACGAGGAAAUAUAUGGGGAAGAGACCGUUCUAGGAACUUUUCAAGAGGAGGAGGUGCAGGAAACAUGGCGGAAAGAAGUCGUUUUGGAAACCUCCCAUCGAGAGGGAGAGGAUUUAUAAUAGGAGGCCGUAACAUGAACACAUUAGAAGAGAUAAGAAUAGGAGGAAGAGGAGGAACGAGCAUAAUCGAAAGAGGACGUAACGAAGACCUUCCAGCAAAAGCAGAAGAAGUACCUGAAGGUGAUUCUGGAAAUAUAAUAGUAGAAGAACGAGAAGAAUCAGGAGAAAGAGGGACAACAAGAGGACUUGUGGACAGAGGAAUUAUCGAAAAAUCUUCAGAUAGAGCAGGAAAAAGUUCUGCUGAAAGAGGUCGUUCCAGUAAUCUUCCAGAGAGAGCAGAAGGAGCUGCAGAUGGAAAAGAGCUUUUAAGAAACCCAACAGAGUUAGAAAGAGUAGGAGCAAAAAGAGGAGGAGCAGAAAAUUUGUUGGGUCGAGAACGUAGCGGAUUUCCAGUAAGAUCAGAAGAAAGCUUGGCUGGAACAGAUCGUUCUGGAAGUUCGGCAAAAGAAGGAAUGGAAAUGAAGAAAAACGGAGCAGGUAGUAUCAUAGAAAGAGGUCAUUUUGAGAACUUCCCAGGAGGAACAGGAAGCGUGAAGGAAAGGGAUCGUUCCGGAAACUUAGUAAAAGAAGAGAGGAAUGAAAGGAAUCGCUUCGGAAGCUUCGAACGAAGAGCAGGAGGAGGAAGCGCUGUUGAGAAGGUCCGAUCCGAAACAGUAGGAGAACGACGUGCAGGAAUGGAAAGAAGCCGUUCUGAAAACAUAUUAGGAAGAGAAGCGAACGUGGCGGAAACACACCGUACUGAAAACUUUGCAGAUGUUGGGAGAUCAGAAGAAAGUGCAGCCGAAAGAGUUCACUUUGGAAACUCAGCAGGAGAAGGAAGAUUGGGAAAAACAGGAGAAAGAGGCACCUCUGAAAACGUAGCUGAAGGAAGAGAAGGAAAAGCAGUAUCAGAAGGAUCUUUCAACUUCAAUAGACGUGAUUUCUACGAUGGCUUUUACGAUGACUUCAUGAGAUACAGCUUAAUAGGAGGAACACUUUCGGGAGUAUCGGGUAUAACAAUGGCUGCAUCAACCUUAGGUGCAGGAGCAAUUCAAUCGCAGAUUAUGCAGAAUUCACGAAGAGAGCAGCUAACGCAGGACAUACAGGCUCAACAGAACACGACAAGAAAGUCUGAAUCAUGCGUCGCGACAUUCGCGUAUAUGGCUAUGAACGGCUCUCCAGUCUAUAAGUGCGAGUGUUCUGGAGGAAUUUCUUAUCAGUAUAACAGAUGUGUGGCUCCUGGCGGUUAAUUUUUUUUGAAAAAGAUCAUAGAUUUACCAAUUUAUCUAGUGACGGGCUUGUUAUGAUUGAGAUCCUCUCUUUUUGUGUUUCCUCUCAGGUAUGAGACUGUAUAACUGAUGCUGUACAAAGCGCAUAAAUAUCUGUAUUGCUGUGUUGCU